This is a messenger RNA of Daldinia childiae, 2715 nucleotides long. RefSeq names its product putative nucleolar complex protein 14. NCBI's taxonomy places the organism in Eukaryota, Fungi, Ascomycota, Sordariomycetes, Xylariales, Hypoxylaceae. Gene Ontology annotation, biological process: maturation of SSU-rRNA. The transcript has 2 exons. Gene Ontology annotation, cellular component: small-subunit processome; nucleolus; Noc4p-Nop14p complex. Bases 1 to 2715 code for a protein of 904 amino acids. The record is from RefSeq and is a predicted model, not a curated record.
AUGGCGGGUUCUCAACUUAAAAGGCUAAAGGCCUCUUUGAGGGAGAAAGGCGUUAUUGGCCCUCAAUUAUCCAAAAAGCAGAGAAAGAAAAAUGCGCAGGAUGGAAAGGCAAAUAACAACCGAAGAUAUCAAAAAGCAGCAGAGCUGGAGGGCAUACGAGAAGAAUUCAAUCCCUUUGAUCUAAAACAUAAUGCCCGCGGUCCCAAGUUCCAAGUCACUACGAAUAGGCCAGCAGCUAGCAAUGCUGCUAAGGGAAGGCCCAGUGAAGCAAAGUCUCUCGGCGAGGAAAGGCGACGUCAAACUCUUCUUGUUGAACUCAACCGGCGCCAUAAAGUAGGAGGUAUACUCGAUCGACGAUUUGGAGAGAAUGACCCGCAUAUGGCACCCGAGGAAAAGAUGCGAGAAAGAUUCGUGAGGGAGAAACAGAUUCAUAAGAGUUCCGUUUUUGACCUCGAAGAUAACGAACCUAGCGAGGGCUUAACUCAUUUUGGGAAGUCAUUGUCAUUUGAUGGUCCUAGUUUGGUAGAUGACUUUGAGGAAGAUGACCUCUCAGCCGGAUCUGACGUAGCUACCUCGGACGACGAGCAUCGUGGCUCGAAGCGUAUGCGGCCUUUCGAUGACGAAGCCCAGGACGAUGCCGGGGAAGAAGGACAACCGGAAAGGAAGAAGUCAAAACAAGAAGUCAUGAAAGAAGUCAUUGCGAAGUCAAAAUUCUACAAGGCCGAACGACAGGCAGCCAAAGAUGCCGACGAGGAUCUACGCGAAGAACUCAACAUGGAGCUCCCAGCACUUCAUGAUUUAUUGUUCAACAGAAAAAAGGCGACAGAUAGCACAAUCGCUAACGAAGGAGAAUCUGCUGCUGCAGGCAAGGAGAGGAUGGAACGUGAUUACGACUUGAGACUCCGACAAUUAGCACAAGACAGAAGAGCACAGCCGACAGAUCGGACCAAAACUGAUGAGGAAAGGGCUGAGGAAGAAUCGAAGAAGCUUAGAGAGCUCGAAGAGAAAAGACUUAAGAGGAUGCGUGGAGAAGAAGUUAGUGAUGAAGAAGAUGAGGAGGACGUCGAUAAUGACCAGUCAGACGGUCAACCAACAAACGGCCCAAUUUUAUUCACAGAAACAGAGGAAGAUGAUUUUAAAUUAGGGAAAGGGAUAAGAACCCGGCCGACGGCGACGGAACUCGGAUUCGAUGAUGAAGACGACUUCAUAAUCGAAGAGAACUUAAUAGCCGAUGAUUCGGAUCUAGAGCCCAUCGAAAGCGAUGCAUCGUCCGAUGAUGAUUCGAAUGCUGAGGAGGAGGAUGAUGAAUUUACGAAAGGGCUACUGAACGACGAAGAAACACAAAACCCGGUGUUUAGCGGUCAACUUACGGGCUCUGCAGUACCAACUGACACCAAACAAGAUUCAAAUGGACUACCUUACACUUUUCCCUGCCCGCAGACUCUAGAAGAGUUUAUCGACUUAACACGGGGGAUCUCUAUACAACAUCUACCAACAGUCGUACAAAGAAUCAGGGCAUUGUAUCACCCAAAAUUGGAUAGUGGCAAUAAACCAAAACUUGCCAACUUUGUGGCGGUCCUCGUUCAGUAUUUAGCAUAUUCAUCCAACCAGGCGAAGCUGCCGCCAUUUUCUAUGCUUGAAAGCCUUAUCCGACACAUCCACUCCCUCACAAAGUCUUUUCCAGUUGAGUCUGCAAAUGAGUUUCGCUCACAGCUCGAAAACUUUGGCCACUCACGGCCGCUUACCCCGAAUCUUGGUGACUUGGUGAUUCUGACUGCGAUCGGAACCACCUUUCCCACGUCGGAUCACUUCCAUCAAGUGACGACCCCAGCCGGGCUGCUUAUCGCGCGAAAUCUUGAGAGAGUUCCGAAACAAGUUGCGGAUUACGUUCAAGGAGUAUAUUUAUCCACCUUGGCUCUUCAGUAUCAACGGGUUUCAAAACGUUAUGUGCCUGAGGCGAUGAACUUCUGUCUCAAUACGCUAUGUGCUUUAGCACCAGAGAAAGCUGAAGGUGCUUUAGGGCAAUUCCCAGUUCAUGAUCCUAUGUCAGGGAUUCGCAUCACUGGUGCUCAGUCUCUCACAGUAAGGAAGCUAACCCCCACGGACUGUAUCAAAGAUGAUAUCUCCGAUGAGGAGGCCCUCUCAACAAAGCUUGCAAUACUUACCACCACUUUCGGUCUAUUAGACGCAGCGGCAGAUCUUUACAGUGGAAAGUCCGCUUUUUUCGAAACAUUUGAGCCGGCCAAGAAUGUUCUCGCUCAUCUAGGUAGCAAGUCGUGCAAAGCCAAAUUUCCAACUGCUCUAAAUGACCAGAUUAAGAAACUCCAAUCCAAACUAGAUAAGAUGCUCAAGCUAGCUCAUAUGGCGCGACGGCCCUUAGAGCUCCAUCACCAUCGACCCCUCCCCAUCAAAUCAGCCAUUCCCAAAUUCGAAGACUCGUUCGAUCCCAAUAAGCACUACGACCCCGAUCGCGACAGAGCCGAGCUAUCCAAGCUAAGGGCCGAACACAAGAAGGAGCGCAAGGGCGCCAUGAGAGAGCUGCGGAAGGAUGCCAACUUCAUGGCUCGCGAACAGCUCAGGGUCAAGAAGGCCAAGGAUGCUGCGUACGAGAAGAAGUACAAGAGACUGGUGGCGGAGAUCCAAGGCGAGGAAGGCAGGGAGGCUAACGCGUACGAGAGGGAGAAGCAGAUGCGGAAACGCGCAGCGAAGAGAUAA